AUGUCAGGUCAAUCAGUUUUCGUAUCCGGUGCCACAGGUUUUAUCGCUGGUCAAAUCAUUGUUCAUUUAUUGAAUGGUGGUUAUAAAGUUGUUGGUCAAGUUAGACUGGCCGCUAAAGGUGAAGUUUUAUCAAAGGAAAUCAAUAGUAAGGAUUUCACUUAUGAAGUUGUUGAAGUGUUAGAAAAGGAAGGUGCCUUUGAUCAAGCUUUAAUUAAUCAUCCUGAAGUUACUAUAUUCCUUCAUACUGCUUCUCCUGUUUCUUUUGCUCAAGAUGAACAUGAAAAGAAUACUUUAAUCCCAGCUAUUAAUGGUACUAAGAAUGUUCUUCAAUCUAUUAAGAAUGUUGCUCCUCAAAUUAAAAAGGUUGUUAUCACCAGUUCAGUUGUUGCUGCUGCAUCUUUUGCUCAAUUAGCUGAUCCAAAUUAUGUUGGUGGUGAAGAUAGCUGGCUGCCAAUUACUUAUGAACAAGCAAAAAGUAGUGAUGCUCCUACUGCUUAUGCUGGUUCAAAGAAAUUUGCUGAACAAGCAGCUUGGGAUUUUAUUAAGCAAGAAAAUCCAAGUUUUACGUUAACUACUGUAUUACCAAGUUAUGUAUUUGGACCACAAGCUUUUGAAUCUGGUGUCAAGGAUUUAAAUCAUUCUGCGGAAUUUCUUGUUGGUGCUUUAAAAUUAACUAAAGAUUCUAAAGUCCCUACCGCUGAAAGUAUUUGUGUUGAUGUUCGUGAUGUUGCUAAAGCCCAUAUUAUUGCUAUUGAAAAUGAGGACGCUGUUGGUAAGAGAAUUGUUAUUUCUAAUAACAGAUUCGCUUAUACCAAUUUCAUUGAUAUUAUCAGAAGAAACUUUAAGGAAUAUUCUGAUAAACUACCAGAAGUUUCCUUACCAAGUGAUUAUUUUGCUCAUUAUAAUAGAUUUCAGGAUACUGAAUCUAGAAAGAUCUUAGGAUUUGAAUACAUUGACCUUGAAAAGUCUGUUGUUGAUCAUAUUGCUCAAGUUUUGGCUUAUAAAAAUUAG
Molecule: messenger RNA, 1011 nt
Organism: Scheffersomyces coipomensis
Lineage: Eukaryota; Fungi; Ascomycota; Pichiomycetes; Serinales; Debaryomycetaceae
Product: protein induced by osmotic stress
Exons: 1
Coding region: 1-1011 (336 amino acids)
Biological process (GO): steroid biosynthetic process
Molecular function (GO): 3-beta-hydroxy-Delta5-steroid dehydrogenase (NAD+) activity
Source: RefSeq, a predicted model, not a curated record